Mycena citricolor is the source of this 741-nucleotide messenger RNA. Lineage: Eukaryota; Fungi; Basidiomycota; Agaricomycetes; Agaricales; Mycenaceae. The record is from the annotation of a GenBank genome assembly.
AAUCCUUGCAAACCAAUCCCGCCGGCCGCACCCUUUUUGUUCUGCACCGACACGUUGUCCCGAUUGGGAAACCGAUCACUCUCGUUAUUGUAAGUGGGUGAGAGGGGACGAAAGAACGCGCAAGCUCGUUUAUUGUGUAGAAGAGACUGCCGGGACUUAACCCGCUGCCCGGAGAACAAUUGGUUGAGGUGGGAUAUAAGGAGGGCGGGGUUGGUGGAUGAAGAAUCAGUUCGCACACUUUGCACGUCCCCGCCUUCCUCUGCUCCCAUACCGCAUUCCAGCGGCCUGCGAUACACCCAUCCCUCCCUCCCUGCGACACCCAUGGACACCUUGUGCACGUUCGACAUAUUCUCUACCGACGCCCUGUCUUCGAGCAGGUCGGAGGAGCGCGAUCAGCCCCAGCCCCAGCCCGUUGAUGAAGACACAUCGCACAGCACCAACGGCGGAUGCAUCAUCUCAUAGCGCGCGCAGAUCCCAGUCGCACAUCCGCGAGUUAGACACUCGAAACCACCGCAUCACUCUUAUCAUUCAUGUGUAUCACCACCACCGCACUUAAUUACCACUGAGGCAUCACUUGCCAUGGGGCGGACGUUAUUGUAGGCCACUGUACUGUUGCUUUGUUCGAAUUCUUGGAGGCAGAGGCGUCAAUUUGUUGUUGUAAUGAGCAUUUGUAUAUCUCGCUAGAAUAUUAUUGCAUUUGAGGGGGAAUGCAUUGGUGCGUAGGAAGAGGGAUCUGUCAGA